This is a messenger RNA of Megalops cyprinoides (Indo-Pacific tarpon), 2635 nucleotides long. RefSeq names its product Wnt ligand secretion mediator (gene wls). The coding region runs from base 1 to 1626 and encodes 541 amino acids. Gene Ontology annotation, cellular component: organelle membrane; endomembrane system. Gene Ontology annotation, molecular function: Wnt-protein binding. Gene Ontology annotation, biological process: Wnt protein secretion; intracellular protein transport; Wnt signaling pathway. The transcript has 12 exons. The record is from RefSeq and is a predicted model, not a curated record. NCBI's taxonomy places the organism in Eukaryota, Metazoa, Chordata, Actinopteri, Elopiformes, Megalopidae.
AUGGCCGGAGCAAUUAUUGAGAAUAUGAGCACGAAGAAGUUGGUGAUUGUAGGAGUUAUUCUGCUCAUAUUCCAAGUGUUAUCGUUCCUUGUUGGAGGCUUGAUUGCUCCGAGCCCCACCACCGCUGUCCACUACCUGGCCACCAAGUGCGUGGACGCCCGCAAGCAGCACCAGCGGAGCAAGUGGCUCAUGCCCUGGGGCCCCAACCAGUGCGACAAGAUCCGCGACUUUGACGAGGCCAUGGUGAAGAUGAUUGAGGCCAAUGACAUCGUGUUCGCCGUGCACAUCCCGCUGCCCAACAAGGAGAUGAGCCCCUGGUUCCAGUUCAUGCUGGUCAUCCUGCAGUUCGACAUUGCCUUCAAGGUCGUCAACCAGAUAGAGGACGGCGCGGUGGCCACCAUUGACGUCGGCCUGGCCUACCGAGACGACACGGUGAGCGAGUGGACAGAAAUGGCCCAUUCCAUCGAGCAGCGCAAGCUCAACUGCAGCUUCACCACCAGCAAGACGUACGAGAACGAGGGGCGCUACUACGAGUGCGACCUGCUUCCCUUCAUGGAGCUCGGGAGCGUCGCUCACAAGUACUACCUGCUCAACAUCCGCCUGCCGGUCAACGAGCGCAAGAGGAUCAACGUGGGGAUCGGAGAGAUCAAGGACAUCCGGCUGGUGGGCAUCCAUCAGAACGGGGGCUUCACCAAGGUGUGGUUCGCCAUGAAGACAUUCCUCACACCCAGCAUCCUCAUCAUCAUGGUGUGGUACUGGAGGCGCAUCACGCUCAUGACGCGGCCCCCCGUCCUGCUGGAGAAGGUAAUCUUUGCACUGGGCAUCUCCAUGACCUUCAUCAACAUCCCGGUGGAGUGGUUCUCGGUGGGCUUCAAUUGGACCUGGAUGCUGCUGUUCGGGGACAUCCGGCAGGGCAUCUUCUACGCCAUGCUGCUGUCCUUCUGGAUCAUCUUCUGCGGAGAGCACCUGAUGGAUCAAACGGAAAGAAACCGCUUCGCGGUGUACUGGAAGCAGGUUGGGCCCAUCGUCUUUGGUUCCUUCUGUCUGUUCAUCUUCGACAUGUGUGAAAGAGGGGUCCAGCUGACGAAUCCAUUCUACAGUAUCUGGGCAUCGGAAGUUGGGACAGAGCUUGCCAUGGCCUUCAUCAUUGUGGCCGGAAUCUGUGCAUGCCUCUACUUCCUCUUCCUGUGUUUCAUGGUUUUCCAAGUGUUCCGCAACAUCAGCGGGAAGAGGACGUCCCUGCCAGCCAUGUCCAAAGCCAGGCGGCUGCACUACGAGGGACUCAUCUUCCGGUUCAAGUUCCUUAUGCUAGUGACUCUGGCAUGUGCAGCCAUGACAGUCAUCUUCUUCAUCAUCAGCCAGGUGAAUGAAGGCCACUGGCACUGGGGAGACUACACCGUGCAGGUCAACAGCGCCUUCUUCACCGGGAUCUACGGCAUGUGGAACCUAUACGUGUUCGCCAUCAUGUUCCUGUACGCCCCCUCACACAAACGCUACGGAGACGAGCAGUCCAACGGUGAUCUGGGAGUCAACAGUGGAGAGGACAUCCAGCUGACCACCACCAUCACUCAUGUGGACGGCCCCACUGAGAUCUACAAGAUGACUGGAAAAGAAGCCCAGGAGUAACCCCCCCUUAACCUAGCUUCACUGUGCUUUUUCACCCCCAAAUCCCCCCUCCCCACAUUGUCCAAAAAAUUUGAACGUCAUCGGUACUUCUUGUCCAUGCGUUGCUAUGAAAAGUCCAAAUGUAAUCCAUUUUACACUCCCUGCUACUCUGAAACAGGUCAACUUGUGCUUUACCAAAUCAGAUGUUUCUCUUGUGGCUGCCCGGCUUCAAUAAAAGCUGUUAGUAGAUUUGGAGAGGUGGUUAAUAAGGACGUAGCGCCCCCUGGUGGUACACUGAGGGACAAGAUUGGAACUGGCACUGUGGUCUGAGGUAACUUUUGUUCCAAGGCACUUUUGCUCACCUUGUGAGAGGGAACUGUUUAAGUUCUUGGAAACAUCUGGUACUAAACAGGAAGGGAGGGAAGUAUAGUUUUCUUUAUGUUGGAAACUUGCUGGCUGCUUGACUGCCUUCCAGCCAAUAAAGAAAUAAGAGAUGGGCAGUUCAUUUUUUUUGGCAAAUAUUGGACAUCAUGUGAUGUGUGUAUUGCACAAUUCUUAAAAGCUGACCACCCUUCUGAAAUUCUGGAGCAUCCGAUUGGUGUAAAAUGUGUACAGUUAAACAUUUUGAUGGUGUCUUCCAUAGUCCAUUAUAAACAUAAAACACAAUUCUGAGCUUUCAGUACCCCCUGUCCAUUACAUAGCUAUCACUUCUGUAUGAAAAGUAAACUUCCCACCUAAUCAACUAGCAUAUAUGUACUUGUGGAGCUCUGUAUUAUACUUAAAACUACUGAGUUCAGCUGUCUUUCGCGAACAGGGUGUGGGAUCUCUGACACUGGGCUCAAGAGUGCAUGGAUAUUCUGAAUGCCUUCGUGGUAUACAGAGUUCAUUAUGUUAUGAUGUAGAUAUAUUUUUUAUAAAGUGCUCAUUUGUAUGCGUAGGGAAGACUUGCAUUUAGAUGUAUCACCAGUUGUCAGUUGGUGGAAUACUUUUCAAGAUGUUACAGAUGUUGUAUGACACAUGAGAGUGUAGA